Protobothrops mucrosquamatus (brown spotted pit viper) is the source of this 942-nucleotide messenger RNA. It is a transcript of the gene HTATIP2, whose product is annotated as HIV-1 Tat interactive protein 2. Lineage: Eukaryota; Metazoa; Chordata; Lepidosauria; Squamata; Viperidae. The transcript has 7 exons. Gene Ontology annotation, molecular function: oxidoreductase activity, acting on the aldehyde or oxo group of donors, NAD or NADP as acceptor; NAD binding. Gene Ontology annotation, biological process: import into nucleus. The record is from RefSeq and is a predicted model, not a curated record. The coding region runs from base 153 to 851 and encodes 232 amino acids. Gene Ontology annotation, cellular component: cytoplasm.
UCUCUUGCUCUCUGUCAGGGCUUCUCUCUGAGACUUUGUGGCAGUUGAGCGAUUGGCGCUUCCUCCGCUGGGACAGCAGCCGAAACGCCCCCCCCAGUGGGUGGCCAGUCCAGACGCCUGAAAUGCAACUGGAGCCCGGCACGUAAACCAGUAUGGCGGUUCCCAGUUCAGAAGAACAGAAGAAACAAAACUGUUUCAUCUUGGGUGCGUCUGGAGAAACUGGGAAAGUAUUGCUACUUGAAAUCUUAAAGCAGCAAAAAUUCUCUCGUGUGAUCCUCAUUGGCCGCCGAAAGCUAAAUUUAGAAGGGACUCUUUACAGUAAUGUGGUCCAAGAAGUUGUUGACUUUGAGAAGCUAGAUGAAUCUGCUGCUGCCUUCCAAGGACAUGACGUAGGAUUUUGCUGCUUGGGGACAAGCAGAGCCAAAGCUGGAGCGGAUGGAUUUGUGCGUGUUGACCGUGAUUAUGUUGAACAUGCAGCAAAGCUAGCCAAAGCUGGUGGCUGCCACCACUUUAUCCUAGAGUCAAGCAAAGGUGCAGAUAGCUCCAGCAGAUUCCUCUAUCUGAAGACCAAGGGUGAAGUAGAAAACAGGAUUAAGGCACUUGGAUUUGACAGAUUCUCCAUAUUUAGACCAGCGGUGCUGUUAUGCGAUCGCCAGGAAUCUCGGCCUGGUGAAUGGAUGGCCAGGAAAGCCCUAGGAGUGGUAGCCUAUUUCUUUCCCACGUAUAUGUCUAUCCCUGUCACAACAGUGGCCAGAGCAAUGGCCAAUCUUGCAGUGAUGCCAGCAAAAGAUGGGCAGAAAGUGGAGGUGCUGGAAAAUGCAGCCAUCCAUGCCCUUGGUCAGCCAAAGUAAUCAACAGAGAAGAAGGGAUGUUUCUUGGAUAGCUUUAUAAUGAAGUGGUUUCAUUGAUUCCCCAAAGCCCAGCUUUACUUGCAGUUUUUUU